Molecule: messenger RNA, 1221 nt
Organism: Populus nigra (black poplar)
Lineage: Eukaryota; Viridiplantae; Streptophyta; Magnoliopsida; Malpighiales; Salicaceae
Product: protein DETOXIFICATION 14-like
Exons: 5
Coding region: 1-1197 (398 amino acids)
Biological process (GO): xenobiotic detoxification by transmembrane export across the plasma membrane
Cellular component (GO): membrane
Molecular function (GO): xenobiotic transmembrane transporter activity; antiporter activity
Source: RefSeq, a predicted model, not a curated record
AUGAGUUGUAAAUGGAAGCUCUCUUUGAAAGAGCUGAAGAAGGUGAGCUAUGUAGCAGCGCCAAUGGUCGCAGUCACAGUUUUGCAGUACCUGAUGCAGGUUGUUUCAGUGAUGAUGGUUGGACAUCUUGAUGAGCUCUCACUAUCUGGGAUCGCUAGUGCCUCCUCUUUCACCAGUGUUACCGGCUUCAGUCUGCUUUUCGGAUUAGCUAGUGCCUUGGAAACUCUAUGCGGGCAAGCUUACGGAGCAGAGCAAUAUCAAAAGCUUGGGACUUACACUUUCUGUGCCAUCAUUUCCUUGAUUUUGGUCUGUCUCCCUAUAUCCUUUCUAUGGAUGUUCACAGACAAGCUUCUUAUCCUUAUAGGCCAAGACCCUUCAAUCUCCCAUGUCGCUCGCAAAUGCUCUAUUUGCCUCAUUCCUAACUUGUUUUCAUAUGCUAUACUUCAAGCGCUGAUUCGCUACUUCCAAACUCAGAGUUUGAUCCUUCCAAUGCUGUUUAGUUCAUUUGCCUCUCUGUGUUUCCACAUACCUCUUUGUUGGGCUCUAGUGUUUAAAGCAGAAAUGGGAAUCAUAGGAGCAGCAUUAGCCAUCAGCUUAUCAUAUUGGUUGAAUGUUAUCUUGCUUGGGUUAUACAUGAAGUAUUCUUCCGAAUGCGAAAAAACUCGUUCUGUGUUCUCAAAGGAUGUCUUCUUUGGCAUAAGGGAGUUCUUUCGCUUUGCUGUUCCUUCUGCAGUAAUGACUUGUCUUGAAUGGUGGUCUUAUGAGGUACUUAUUUUACUAUCUGGGCUGUUACCAAAUCCUAAAGAGGAGACCUCUGUGCUUUCUAUAUGCUUCACAAUCACCUAUCUGCAUUACUUCAUUCCUUACGGGUUUGGGGCCACAGCAAGCACCCGGGUUUCGAAUGAGUUAGGAGCCGGGAAUCCUCAGGCAGCUAAGACGGCUGUCUGGGCCAUAAUGGUUAUUGCAAUCACCGAGGCGAUUAUUAUAACCACAACUCUCUUCUUUUGUCGCCACAUUAUGGGAUAUGCAUUCAGCAGUGAGAAGGAAAUUGUAAAUUAUGUUGCAGAUAUGGCUCCUUUCAUUUGUCUGUCAGUUAUCAUGGACUGCUUACAAUCAGUACUUUCAGGCAAGCGUCGUAGCUUUUUCUCAUUUAUCGAUUUAUUAGAGCAAGAAAUUUCUUUUAUCACUCUAAUCUAAACUUUACAAUAGUCAGCAACAGCU